Messenger RNA from Aspergillus tubingensis, 1071 nucleotides. Its product is annotated as 2,3-butanediol dehydrogenase. The transcript is spliced from 6 exons. Gene Ontology annotation, biological process: butanediol biosynthetic process. The record is from RefSeq and is a predicted model, not a curated record. Gene Ontology annotation, cellular component: cytoplasm. Lineage: Eukaryota; Fungi; Ascomycota; Eurotiomycetes; Eurotiales; Aspergillaceae. Bases 1 to 1071 code for a protein of 356 amino acids. Gene Ontology annotation, molecular function: (R,R)-butanediol dehydrogenase activity; zinc ion binding.
AUGCGAGCAGUCCGAUACCACGGCCAAGGCGAUAUCCGAGUCGAGGAGAUCCAGGAACCCGGGUCGUGCGGGGUGGGUGAGGUGAAGAUCCGACCUGCUUUUGUGGGUAUAUGCGGUAGUGACAUCCACGAAUACCUCCACGGCCCGUCGACCAUCCCGAGCACUAUGCACCCCAUUACGGGGGAGAAGAUUCCCGUGACACUAGGUCACGAGUUCAGCGGCAUCAUUAUAGAAGUAGGGGAGGGAGUGACUCGUCUUCAUGUGGGUGAUAAUGUGGCUAUUAAGCCGAAUCUGUUUGAUGGUGGGUGUGCGGCUUGUCUGGGGGGUUGGGUGAACUGUUGUGAUAAUUUGGGGUUUGUGGGGUUUAGUGGUAGUGCUGGGGGACUGUCGGAUUAUGUUGUUGUCAAGGAGGACAGGGCUGUGAGAUUGCCGGUGGGGUUUGAGUUGGAUCUUGGGGCGCUGGUUGAGCCGUUGACUGUGGCAUGGCAUGCAGUCAAUCGGUCUUCUAUCCAGAAUGUUCAUGCUCGUACGGCGCUGGUGGUGGGUGCUGGACCCAUUGGGCUUGCUGCAAUUCUGGUUCUCAAGGCCCGUGGCGUACAGGACAUUGUCGUCGUGGAGGUCGCGUCGCAGCGGAGGGAGCUUGCCAGCUCUUUGGGUGCUACGCGUGUUCUUGACCCCCGGACAGAGGAUGUUGUGGCCACGGUGCGUGCGAUGACGGGCAAUGCCGGAGCUGAUAUAGCAUUUGAAUGCUCUGCUGUCCAAGCGGGACUGGAUACCGCUUUGAAAGGGAUCCGGGCACGGGGCACAAUGGCGAUUCUAUCUCUCUGGAGCGACAAGCCGGCAAUCGAUGCAUUUGACGUGGUACUAGGCGAAAAGCACGUGGUAGGGUCGGUGAUAUAUGAAGACGGAGAAUUCGAGGCCGUCAUCGAUGCUAUGUGGUCAGGCAAACUCAACCCUCGGGCCUUAAUCACCAGUAAAAUCCGCAUGGAAGACAUCGUCGAGAAAGGCUUCAAUUCCUUAAUUCACGGCCGAGACAACCAGAUCAAGAUCUUGGUGGACAUUUCGGCAUGA